Messenger RNA from Rhagoletis zephyria (snowberry fruit fly), 750 nucleotides. RefSeq lists its product as uncharacterized. The record is from RefSeq and is a predicted model, not a curated record. NCBI's taxonomy places the organism in Eukaryota, Metazoa, Arthropoda, Insecta, Diptera, Tephritidae.
ACGACCCCCAAAUAUUUAAAUUGGACACUGUCACGUAUGGCACAAAGCCAGCGUCUUUUCUCGCAAUCAGAGCCAUGCAGCAAUUAGCAAGAGAUGAGCGCGUAUCAUUUCCCAUCGGAGCAGAUAUCGUAUUUCGUGACUUCUACGUCGAUGAUUUGAUUUCGGGAGGUGAAUCUGUAGAAGAAGUUCUGGAAAUCAAACGACAAACUAGCGAGUUAUUGUCCAGAGAAAAUCCGGAUGACAUAGAAGUAUUAACACCGGCUCAUUUUCUCACUGGAGCUCCACUCACAUCCUUUGUUGAGCCUGAUGUUACGCUAAUUAAUCUAAAUCGGCUCGACAGAUGGCAGCGAGUGUCACGCAUGCAGCAGAUUUGCUGGGAGAAAUGGAGCAAAGAAUAUCUGACGACCUUGCAACAACGAGCUAAGUGGAGUGCCAGCAAACCAAACCUUUCAGUCGGUGCGAUGGUCCUAAUCAUGGAGGAGAACGUUCCCCCUCUAAAAUGGCAACUAGCUCGAGUCAUCGAUACCAUCAAAGGCAAUGAUGGCGUUUCACGUGUAGCUGUGCUUAAAUUUAGUGGCGGUACAACCAGACGCGCUAUUAAAAAGCUUUGUCCACUCCCAAUAGAGGAUACUUCUGUUGAAACGCAAAGCCUUCCAACGGGGGCAGGAUGUUUAGAGAACAGCUAAACCCUUGAAAACAACAUUGCAUUAUGAAAUCUAUUUGCUUCAGUAUUUUUUCUCUUCACUGUAA